This is a messenger RNA of Eucalyptus grandis, 3103 nucleotides long. RefSeq names its product telomerase reverse transcriptase-like. Gene Ontology annotation, molecular function: telomerase RNA binding; telomeric repeat DNA binding. Lineage: Eukaryota; Viridiplantae; Streptophyta; Magnoliopsida; Myrtales; Myrtaceae. The record is from RefSeq and is a predicted model, not a curated record. Gene Ontology annotation, cellular component: telomerase catalytic core complex. Gene Ontology annotation, biological process: telomere maintenance via telomerase.
AUGCCAGUGUUGUGCUCUUGCUGUCAGUUGUUGGUAGGAAUUGAAAAACUUGCCAAAGGCACUCAAAUUCAAAGAAAAGAUAUGUUUUAUGAUCUGGAAUCAUCACUUUCGACAGGCUUUCCAAGAAAACAUAUUCUAAAUACUUUGAAGCCUAGUGCAGCUGGUUCACUUAUUCUCCUCCAAAAAUUAUUUGGAUUUUCUAAUAUAGAUCUUGACACCAAGUCAAACACGUGCUCACAUGACAGUUCUCUCUGUCCCGGUGGAUCCACAUGCCUGUACCACUCCAUGAUUCACUUGCUUAAGACCCUAAUUCGCAAGAAGCAAUGUUGCCAGUAUUCGAGAUUACUGGAUAAGCAUUGUCCUCCUCCUACAUCAGUUCGAGAUGCUUCGGGGAAUGCUCACUCCAUAUCAGAGGGGUUUGAAUUUGUUGAUAAGCUACCCAGAUAUGACUUGAAGUGUCAUGAAAAUAAGUUGGAAAGAAAUUUUACUGAGUUUGAGGAACUGAAGUCAUAUUGUUCAAAGAGCCAGGUCGUGGCAUUCAUAUGGGCUGUUUGUAGGAGUAUAGUUCCUGUAGAACUAUUAGGUGCUCCUAUUAAUUGGAGAAAAUUGAGGAGAAACAUUUACAAAUUCAUUGAACUGCGGAGAUUUGAGCAAUUUUCUCUGAAGCAAUGUAUGCAUAAGUUACAAGCAGUAAGUUUUAUGUUUCUAUUCAAGUAUCUUUCUAUUCGAUCCAAUGAUCAGGUGCUUCAGUAUGCUGUAGGGGAGAAUAUAGACAUAUAUAGAAAUGGAAGCAAUGAACUGAAUAAAAUGAUGUCAAUCCUGAGACAUACACUUCUCGAAAGAUGGAUUUACUGGUUCUUUUCAUGUCUAGUUGUUCCACUGGUGCAGGCCAACUUUUAUGUCACUGAAAGUGAACAUGGAAAGCAGGAUGUGUUUUAUUUUCGGAAGUCAAUAUGGGAGAGUUUGUCAAGCAGAGUUAUGAGUCACUUGAAAGAUAAGAGCUACACUUGCUUGAGUGAUGGGUCUGUUAGAAGGAUUUUGGGCAGAAGAUCUUUUGGUUUCUCAAAGCUUAGAUUUCGUCCAAAAGAAAAUGGUUUGAGGAUGCUUGCAAACCUUAAAGCUUCAUCUUCUAUUCCAGCAAGGAAGUCACAUUACAAUGAUCAAUGUUGCCAAACUUUGAAUAGCAGGCAGUUUCAGGAAAAAGCAGUUAAGUUUAAACAUUUCAGAUCUGCGAAUAGUGUUCUCCGUGAUAUGCACACUGUUUUGAAAAGUUUGAAGGUUGAAGAAUCAGAAAAGUUAGGGUCAUCAGUAUUUGACUACAACGAUGUUUACAGAAAGCUUUGCCCUUUUUUGGUUGGUAUGAAGAAUGGUGCAACAAAGUUACCUGAUAUGUUCAUUGUAGUGUCUGAUGUAUCCAAAGCAUUCGACUCUAUCAACCAAGAUAAGCUAUUAAGCAUAUUGCAAGAUGUAAUAACAGAACCUGCUUAUCUUUUGGAGGAGUCUUCUGAAAUUGUCCUCAGAAAGAAAGCGUUGUGGGUUCAUCAUAAUCUAAAUUUGGUUGGAGAACAUGUUCGCACUCGACCAAGAAGAUUGGCUCCCUGUUUCUUCUCCAGCUCAUUACAUGGUGUUCUUACAAACCAGGAAAGCAGGUUUGUAAAACGAGAAGAGCUCUUUUUUAAUCUAAUCGAGCAUGUGAAGCGCAAUGUCCUACAAUUUGACAAAAACUUCUAUCUACAAGGUGUUGGUAUCCCUCAAGGAAGUAUUAUAUCCUCUCUUCUUUGCUCAUUGUACUAUGGGCAUCUUGAACGAAGUGGUUUUCCUUUCCUGGAAAAGGCUCCUGAAUCUGCCACUGAUGGUUUUUCUACCAGACAAAGUUGUCAGGGUAUUUCUGGUUCUGAGGCAGUUACUAUCUUGGAGAUGGAUAAUUUACCCCAUCCUAAUUUUCUGCUUCUCAGAUUUAUUGAUGACAUUCUUUUUAUAUCGACCUCAAAAGACAGGCCGCUGUUUUUCUUGAGGCUCAAAAGAGGAUUUCGGGAUUAUAAUUGCAUUAUGAAUGAGGAGAAGUUCUCUUUGAAUUUUGAUGUUGGUACCCACUCCGAGUCAAGGAUUCAAUCUCACAGGGUUUUCAUUGAUGGAAGUGGUAAUUCAUUUCUGCGAUGGAGUGGCCUGCUUUUAAACUGUGCCAGUUUAGAGGUUCAGGCAGAUUACACAAGGUAUCAAAAAACCCAUCUGCGUUCUGCUCUUGCUGUCCGUUGGCAAGGAAAACCUGGUUCUUAUUUGAAGACUAAGUUAUGCGAUUUUCUGAGGCCUAAAUGCCAUCCUAUAUUUUUCGAUUCGAAUAUUAAUUCAGCAGCUGUCGUCAGAUUAAAUAUCUAUCAGGUUUUUCUGCUCUGUGCCAUGAAGUUCCAUUGCUAUGUCCGAGAUUUAUCAUACAUUUGCAAGAUUAAGGCGAGUUCAUAUAUGAAGAUGAUUGAGACGUCUUUCAGGCACAUGUUCUGUCUGAUAAAGAAGAGGAUGCGCACGGUGCAUCUCGGUCCUUCUCUUCGCUCGGUUCUUCAGCUGGAGGAGGGAGAAGUCGAGUGGCUUGGCUUUGUCGCUUACAUCCGGGUGCUGGAGAGAAAGCAGUCAAGGCAUAAGGACUUGCUACUCUAUCUGAAGUCCAAGUUUUCCAAACACCGGAAAUCGAACGUAUCGCCUCAACUGAAGUAUGCAGUUGAUGGAUCACAUUCAUCCUCAUUGUGGAAAAUUGAGUAUUAGGUUCUUCUAGGUGAAAAUAUCCCCUUAGUCCAAUGGCGUGCAAUCCAAUUUCAAGUUGCUUUUCAUUUGACUGUUCUUCCAAUUGCCAUUUUUUUCUCCAUCUGUGAUGAUGAACCGUACCACACGCUUCCCUCUACUUUGGUGAACUAAAAGUGGAUGGCUGUGAAAUCCACUGAAGCAAAGAUGGACGCAGAGGAGUGAGCCAUUGUAAUAAUUUUCAAAUUCCAGGUGGCAACGAGUGAUGACUUCUGAGGAUUACACCAACUUUGAUUCCUAAGUGAACGAAACAAAUACAUGUAUAUUUUAAUAAAUCAAAUACAUGUCUUAACUGUUGCUUUGGAGAUCA